AUGAGGACAGCGUUUCUGGUGUUGCUCCUCUGGGCCGUAGCCUGCGCUCACCCUGUGCCUGGCCGCGAGCUCACCCACCCCAGCCACAGCACCCAGCAGGAGGACACAGCAAGUGAAGAUUACAUCAACAAGCUGGGCAACCUGCUGGGUGGUGGAGAUGGCAGAUAUCCUCCUGCCAGUGCAGAGUGGGGGGACAAUGCCCUUGCCGGGGACCUGGCGGGUGGUAACGCCGUGGGUGAGGAGCUGGGCGAGCACAGUGGCCGAGACAAGGGAGGCAGAGUUGGGGAGGCUCAGCACCUGAACCAGGUGGACCACAAGGACACGAGUGCCCGGGAUGGGAACAGCCUUGGUUUCCUGGAGGAGGAUGCACGCGAUGCUGACGAUGGUGACAACAGAGAGCACCACGGCACUGGAGUCAAUGGGCUUCCCUUCCGUGACGGUGGGCUCCUGGAUGAGGAGGAUGACAGUGGGGACGACACCUUCGACGAGAACGGGGAAAAAGAGGAGGGUGAAGGUCCUACUUACGUGGCUGGUGCUGACGAGUCAGGCAAACACGGCUAUGAUGCUGGCCGUGGGGAUGCCGGGGCUGGCAGAGGGCACGGCGACAGCAGUAGCAGUAGCAGCAGUGAGAGCAUCGGGGUGGAGCACAGGCGGUACAGGAACUACUUUGGCAGCCGGUAUGAGCGGACCUACAAGUGGGGAGGGGGCAGCAGCAGCAGCCAGGAGGAGGAGAGCUACAACUUUGAGGAUGAAGCUAUGCAGGGCGAUGACCCCUCUGUCUUCGAUGGCCCAGGCAGCAGCUACCAGGGGCACCGUGCUCGCCCCCGCACUGCGUGGAGCAGCCGAGAGAGCAGCCCAGGGGUUGGCUCCCACCACUGGGAGGAGGGCGACAGCAGAUCCCCAGAGGUGGAGGACACUGACUCAGGAGAAGACAGCCCGUCCAUGGAGGACAACAGUCAGUCAGAAGAGCCUGUCACCAGUCAGUCAGAGGAAAGCAGUGCCAGCCGCUCCAGGGAGGAUGGGGAGGACAGCCCCUCCAGGGAGGGCGAGGACAGCAAGUCCAGGGAGGGCACUGCUGAUCAGUCGGACGAAGAGCUAGGGGAGUCCCCGGAGGACAACUUCCAGGAGGUGGUGAGCACGUCAAGCGGGCGCAGUGGCAGUCAGUCCCAGGAAGAGCAAGAGGACCGGCAGUCUGCCGAGGACAGGAGUGCACCAUCCGCACCUGACAGCGAGUCCGGAGAGGAUGAGGGUGACCAGAGCAAGUCCAGGGAAGAUGAUGGCGACCAGAGCCAGUCCACAGAGGACACUGUGGAGGAGUCAAAGGAGGAUGAAAAUGACUCUGACCCUUAUGGGGAUGUGCCAAGCAUGUCAGCCGAGAGCCAGAGCGCAUCCCCAGAGGAUGAUGGCAGCCAAGAGGACAACGCUGGUGAGGACAGCAGGUCCACAGAGAGCAACAACAGCGAGUCCCAGGAGGACGAUGACAAUGAGGAGAGCCACUCCCAGGAGGAGGCCACCCGUGAGCGCGGAGAGCGGGUGAGCCUCAAGCGGCGGCUGGGCGCCUACCGCAACAAGCCUGCUGCCGACUACGAUGACAACGACUGCCAGGAUGGGUACUGA
Molecule: messenger RNA, 1617 nt
Organism: Balearica regulorum gibbericeps (East African grey crowned-crane)
Lineage: Eukaryota; Metazoa; Chordata; Aves; Gruiformes; Gruidae
Source: RefSeq, a predicted model, not a curated record